Neolamprologus brichardi is the source of this 1968-nucleotide messenger RNA. NCBI's taxonomy places the organism in Eukaryota, Metazoa, Chordata, Actinopteri, Cichliformes, Cichlidae. The record is from RefSeq and is a predicted model, not a curated record.
AGGCCAUCUUUCGGUGUAACGUUAACGGUGCAGCUUCCUUUGCUAAACAGAGCAGCAGAGGUUUCGUCCUCCGGCUAACAGCAGCUACUAUGGCGUCAACUGAGAUAGCAAGGCAAGCGGGUGAAGGAGCUCGUGCUGUCCCUCUAUCGGGCCAUGUCGGCUUUGACAGCAUGCCUGACCAGCUGGUCAACAAGUCUGUCAACCACGGAUUUUGCUUCAACAUCCUCUGUGUUGGUGAGACGGGUUUGGGUAAGUCCACUCUGAUGGACACGCUGUUCAACACCAAGUUUGAAGGUGAGCCCACCCAGCACAACCAGCCGGGAGUCACACUCAAGUCCAACACCUAUGAACUUCAGGAGAGCAACGUGCGCCUCAAACUCGCUGUCGUCAACACCGUGGGCUUUGGAGACCAGAUCAAUAAAGAAGACAGCUACAAGUCCAUUGUGGAGUUUAUUGAUGCCCAGUUUGAAGCAUAUCUACAGGAGGAGCUGAAAAUCAAGCGCACGCUACACAGCUACCACGACACCCGCAUCCACGCGUGCCUGUACUUCAUCGCUCCAACGGGACACUCGCUCAAAUCGCUGGAUCUGGUGACCAUGAAAAAACUUGAUAGCAAGGUCAGCUUCACUUCACUGAGUGUCAUCUUUAGUUGUGUUUGUGUCAAAGAGUCCGCUAGAAGAUGUUUAGGAUUGUUUCUAUUGUGUAACAGUUGCGCUAUCUACCAGUUCCCCACCGAUGACGAAUCCGUGGCCGAGAUCAACUCCACCAUGAACAGCCAUUUGCCCUUUGCCGUGGUGGGGAGCACAGAGGAAGUCAAGAUUGGGAACAAGAUGGUGAAGGCCCGGCAGUACCCCUGGGGAACGGUGCAGGUGGAAAACGAGACUCACUGUGACUUUGUCAAACUGCGGGAAAUGCUGAUCAGAGUUAACAUGGAGGACCUGCGAGAGCAGACGCACACGCGUCACUAUGAACUCUAUCGGAGAUGUAAAUUGGAGGAAAUGGGGUUCAAGGACACGGAUCCUGACAGCAAGCCCUUCAGUCUGCAGGAAACAUAUGAAGCUAAGAGGAACGAGUUCAUGGGAGAACUGCAAAAGAAGGAAGAAGAAAUGAGGCAAAUGUUUGUCCAAAGAGUUAAAGAGAAAGAGGCUGAGCUCAAAGAAGCAGAGAAAGAGCUGCACGAGAAAUUCGACCGUCUGAAGAAACUCCACCAGGACGAGAAAAAGAAGCUGGAAGAAAAGAAGAAGAGUCUGGACGAUGAGGUCAACACAUUCAAACAGAAAAAGACUGCCGCAGAGCUGUUGCAGAAUCAAGCUCAGCAGGCAGGGGGCUCCACCACACUCAAGAGGGACAAAGAGAGGAAAAAUAAUCCCUGGCUCUGCACUGAGUAGGUCUUCAGCCCUCAAGCUUUGCUAAGGGACCAGCCUUUGUGGGCACUGAGUACCUCAAAUGUGACCAGAGGCUCUGUGGACCCCCCCCUCCCCAUCCCUGCAGGGUUUUCUUAUACAUUACCUGCUCUGCUAUAAUACGUGUUAACGUGUAUGUGCUUCAAUGCUGCUUUAAACUCACUUUGAGCAAUCUAAUCCACCAUAUGUUGCCUCUGCUUACGCUUACAUGUUUACGUUUUGUGUUGUUGUGACUAAUACCUUUUCCACUUCAGUUGUGAUGGAGAACAUGCACCUAUUCGUUUAUUUACAUUUUUGUACACCUGAAUGACCACAGACAAGUCGUGGGAUCGUAACACGGGCUCUACCUUUUAUUUCACUGUUUAAAAAAAAAAAUCAUGGCGUGGACACAAUAUAAUCGGGUGUUUUAUGUCUAUAGUGUAUUGUUUGAAUGACUAUGAUCACUAAGAUUUAAUUCAAAACCGAAAGUUUUCCUCUCCUUGAUAUGAAUCGCACUUCUGAAUCUUUUAUUUGUAAGCGUUUCUGCUUCGGCUUCCUCCCUCUAACUGCCUGCUCUUUUCUCUUU